AUGGACAAUAACGCAGGAAGAAUUGAGGAAUCCGGAGAUGCUGAUCACAAGCGUAAGAAGAGGAAUAUGGGAAGGGCAGAGUGGAGUCGGCAAAUGGUAGAUAAAAGAGCACGAAAUGACGAACAGAACGAAACGAAGCGGCGCAAGCUCGAGAACGGUGAAGAAGUAUCGGCUCCCAUCUAUGCGACGCAUUUCUCGCAAGAAGAUAUCGAGAGCGAGCAAAGACGGCCAAAGAAGAAGGUUGCCGUGUUGAUCGGAUACGCUGGUACAGGUUAUCAUGGAAUGCAAUUGAGCGACAAAGAAAAGACCAUUGAAGGCGACCUCUUUGCUGCCUUCGUGGCAGCAGGCGCCAUCUCUAAAGCCAACGCGGCCGACCCCAAGAAAUCCUCGUUGGUCCGAUGCGCGCGCACGGAUAAGGGAGUUCACGCCGCGGGUAACGUUGUCUCCCUGAAACUCAUCGUCGAAGAUCCGGAUAUUGUCAAAAAGAUCAACGAGCAGCUUUGUCCCCAGAUUCGAGUUUGGGAUGUUCAGGUCACGAAUAAGGGAUUCAGCUGCUACCAGAUGUGCGACUCUCGCGUCUACGAGUAUCUUAUCCCCAGUUACUGUUUCCUGCCACCGCACCCCAGCACCUAUCUGGGCAGGAAGAUCGUAGAGCUUGCCGAGAAAGAAGGGGACCUCGAAGGCCUCAAAGCUAGGCAGGAGGAGGUUGCGACCUACUGGAACGAUAUAGACAACGAACGCAUAAAGCCCAUCCUCGAAUCGCUGCCAGAUGACAUCCGCAAACUGGUCGAAAAGGCCCUGUACUUCGAUGAAGAAAAGGCCGCAGAGAGCGAGUCGGCAGAUCAAAAGGAAGAACCCCAGCAAACAUCCGGCCAGACCGCCACGGCAGAGACAGACGCAGAAGAGGAAGCCCGCAGACGGAGGAUCUACGAAGCCGUCAAGCAAGUCAAGACCGCCUACACUGAGGCCAAGCGGGCCUACCGCAUCCCCUCCAUUCGCCUGGACCGCCUGCAGGCGACACUUGACAAGUACAUCGGGACCAACAACUUCUACAACUACACCAUCCAGAAGACGCACGGUGAUCCCUCCGCGAAGCGGUACAUCAAGACAUUCCAGGUCGACCGCAACUCGAUCCUCAUCAACGGCACCGAGUGGCUCAGCCUGAAAGUCCACGGCCAGAGCUUCAUGAUGCACCAGAUCCGCAAGAUGGUCGCCAUGGCCACCAUGCUCGUGCGGGCUGGCGGCGACCCCGCGCGCAUCGUAGAAUCGUACGGCCCAACUAAGAUCGCCGUCCCCAAGGCACCGGGACUCGGCCUCUUGCUGGAACGUCCCAUUUUCGACGGAUACAACAAGAAGGCGACGACUACGCUGGGCAAAGACCCCAUCGACUUUAGCAAAUACGAGAAGGAAAUCAAUGAGUUCAAGCAGCGGGAGAUCUACGAUCGGAUCUUCCGCGAGGAGGAACAAGCAAAUGCCUUCUCUGUUUUCUUCAACCACAUCGACCACUUCAGCCAAGAGACAUUCCUCUACGUCACAUCCGGGGGCGUGGCGGCUUCGGCACAGCCAAACCCGCCUACUGAUGGAACAGAGGCGGAACAGAAAGAGGUCGGCCAAGGAACCACGAAGUCUAGAAAGGAAGCUCUGGCUGCCGUGGAAGCUGAAUCAGAUGAUGAGCAGGCGAAUCCCAACGGUGAAGAGGGGGGUUGA
This is a messenger RNA of Aspergillus clavatus NRRL 1, 1707 nucleotides long. RefSeq names its product pseudouridine synthase PUS2. The record is from RefSeq and is a predicted model, not a curated record. The transcript is spliced from 4 exons. Gene Ontology annotation, molecular function: pseudouridine synthase activity; RNA binding. The coding region runs from base 1 to 1707 and encodes 568 amino acids. Lineage: Eukaryota; Fungi; Ascomycota; Eurotiomycetes; Eurotiales; Aspergillaceae. Gene Ontology annotation, biological process: tRNA pseudouridine synthesis; mRNA pseudouridine synthesis. Gene Ontology annotation, cellular component: nucleus.